CGCACACUCACGUCCGUCCCGUCAUCUGGUACAUGGUAUCCUUGACUGCUGUUUCUGCCACUGUAACCUGCUUCACUUAACUCACUCACUCUGAUUGCGAGAUCAUGCAGCGAGAUUCUCCACGGGAGUCGUACAAGGACAGUCGAGGACAGUCGACACACUACCGAGACGAUCGCCGAGACCGCUAUUCUCGCAGGGACGACGACUACGAACGUGGUGGCUCUCGACGCGACUCUGGACGUGACUAUGGAAAGAGCAGAGACGGACUGUCUAGCUAUAAGCGAUACGACGACGGUAGGGAUAGGGACGGGCGCAGGGACCGUGACCGCGACCGGUACCGCAAUGAGAAUAGAGACGAGGAAGGGGGCUAUGGUCGCGGACGCGACCGCGACGACGACAGGAGACACGACACAGACGGCGACCAAAGACGAGACCGCGAUGAUCACCGCCCAGGACCUUCUCGCCGCUCGGCUUCUCCGCGUGCACGCUCGUCCAAGCCCGAAUCGCCAGCGCGUUCCAAGUCGCGCUCCGUACCAGCCGAAGACAAGGCGAAACCAAACUUCGGGAACUCAGGUCUAUUGGCCGCAGCGACGAAGACUGUGCAGCAUGGAGACGGCACGAAGACGGUGUUGAAGUACCAUGAACCGCCAGAGGCGCGGAAACCGGCAGUUGGGUGGAGGUUAUACGUGUUCAAGGGGAAGGAGCAAGUCGACCUGUUGCAUAUACACCGACAGAGUGCGUAUCUCAUUGGCAGAGACAAGGCUAUAGUAGACAUACCUAUCGACCAUCCAUCCUGCUCCAAACAACACGCCGUCAUCCAAUAUCGACAAGUGCAAGAGAAGAACGAGUUUGGCGAAGUCAAGCCCGCCAUCAAGCCCUUCAUCAUCGAUCUAGAAUCGACCAACGGGACUAUUGUCAACGACUCCCCAAUCCCGACCUCCCGAUACUUCGAACUGGUGCUUGGUGAUGUUAUCAAAUUUGGCGAAUCUGCGCGCGAAUAUGUCCUACUCAGUGAAGAUGCUGCAUAGACCACCGCUAAUCAUUCGUCGUCGUCUUUGUCAUCAGCCAUCCGAGACCACUGCUCGAUCGGGAAUGCCUCGUCUGAUGGAUUGCCUAUGACGCCCUUGCCAAUUGUACGUCCCUGCCAGCCGUAGUACAAAGCACGCUCUGGCCUUGCAUAUAUAGAAAUCC
Molecule: messenger RNA, 1191 nt
Organism: Dichomitus squalens LYAD-421 SS1
Lineage: Eukaryota; Fungi; Basidiomycota; Agaricomycetes; Polyporales; Polyporaceae
Product: SMAD/FHA domain-containing protein
Exons: 5
Coding region: 105-1028 (307 amino acids)
Biological process (GO): mRNA splicing, via spliceosome; maintenance of RNA location
Cellular component (GO): nucleus
Molecular function (GO): mRNA binding; protein binding
Source: RefSeq, a predicted model, not a curated record